Rana temporaria (common frog) is the source of this 3661-nucleotide messenger RNA. Its product is annotated as death-associated protein kinase 2-like. Bases 231 to 1424 code for a protein of 397 amino acids. Gene Ontology annotation, cellular component: cytoplasm; nucleus. Lineage: Eukaryota; Metazoa; Chordata; Amphibia; Anura; Ranidae. Gene Ontology annotation, biological process: intracellular signal transduction; positive regulation of apoptotic process; protein phosphorylation. The transcript has 17 exons. The record is from RefSeq and is a predicted model, not a curated record. Gene Ontology annotation, molecular function: protein serine/threonine kinase activity; ATP binding.
CCAGAAAGAGAACUUUCCAUUGCCAAUCUCAGAGAGGUCAACACCAAUUGUGCCGAAGAAGACCAGAAAGAGAACUUUCCAUUGCCGAUCUCGUAGAGGUCAACACCUAUUGUGCCGAAGACGACCAGAAAGAGAUCUCUGUAGGCGGUGACACCGGGUCCUCGGAGCGGAGAGAUGGCGUUCUGAAAAUCACCGAGCUGUCGGAGGUCUGUUGGCACAGAAUUGCCAGUAUGGGGGAAAAGGGUCCUACAGAAGGACCAAAGUCUUCUGAAGGGGAGGUAAAGCUUUCGGGAGAUGAGCAGGAUUGUCUGAGUUUGGAAGACGAAGUGUUUAACCCGAACAUGAGCUCGCUUAAGCAUGAGAACGUGGAGGACCUCUAUGAAAUUCUGGAGAAGAUGGGCAGUGGUCACUUCGGCGAGGUGAGGAAAUGCAAAGAGAAGAGUACGGGGUGUCUGUACGCAGGAAAGUUUAUAAAGACCCGCAAAUGUAAAGGGAGCCGCCUGGGUCAGGAACGCGAUCAGAUAGAGCGAGAAGUCUUCAUCCUCCAGCAACUCGAGCACCCCAAUUGCAUGAAGCUGUAUGAUGUCUUCGCCAGCAAGGCCGAGAUGGUGCUCAUCCUGGAACUGAUAAGAGGGGGUGAGCUAUUUGACUUCAUAGCAGAGAAAGAGGCCCUGUCAGAAGAAGAUGCCAUAGAAUUCAUGGAGCAGAUCCUGAAAGGCGUGGCGUAUAUGCAUACUAGACGUAUUGCACACUUUGACCUCAAGCCUGAGAACAUUAUGCUGCUAGAGAAGGACGUGCCGCACCCGAGGAUCAAGAUCAUUGACUUUGGCCUGGCCCAGAAAAUGGAAGAUGGGACGGUUUAUAAGAGCCUGUGUGGGACGCCGCAGUACAUCGCGCCAGAAGUUAUAAACUACGAACCCCUGGGGCCACCUACAGACAUGUGGAGCAUCGGUGUAAUUACGUAUAUUCUUCUCAGCGGAAUGUCGCCAUUCCAAGGUGAAACUGACGCAGAAACGUUAUCGAACGUAGUCGCCGGGAAUUAUGAAUUUGACGAUCGAUUUUUUAAAGAAACCAGUGAAAUGGCCAAAGACUUCAUUCGGCAGCUGCUGCUCAAGGAUCCCAGCGAAAGGAUGACAGCGGUGGAGUGUCUCAUUCACCCGUGGAUAAAGCCUCUGAACAGAAAGCAAGCUGUCAACAGAAGUCGAUCGUCGAUCAACAUGAAGAACUUUAAGAAAUUUAACGCUCGCCGGAAAUGGAAGCUGUCAUACAACAUGGUGUCUGCGUGUAAUCGACUCUGCCGCAUGAAGCUGCUGUGUCAUCCCGCAAAAAGUGAUGAAGAUCUGAGACAAUGUGAGAGCGACCAAGAGGACGAGAAGACCAAACCCGUGACACUCCUACGUAGGCGUUUGAGCAGCUGCUCCUGAGCUGAUGAGACAUCCCUCUGAUCCUCAAGCAUGCGCCGUCCUCUUUCAGCUGUUUGCAGUACUGACCACAAUGGGAACCUCAUGCCUACAGGAGCACAGGAGACACGUAGGAACCUGGAGAAGCAUUGCUGCUAGAGUACCAAGAGGAGAUAGGCUUUUCCAACAUCGCCCAAAGACAAUUAUCUCGGAUUUUCUUGCAUGUGACUGUUUACGGGAACUUUUAUUUAAAGGAAAAACAAGCAUGUCGCAUGUUUUAACUUUUUUGCCGCUAAGAGUUGGCACAUAACAUCAUUUAACCAUAGUGGCCUACCAACCUUGCCAUGGAAUGGAAUUGUUACAUUGGUGAGUGCUUAUACUUUAUCGCAACUUAUAUCCUAGUGAUUUCCAGCUGCAUGUUUUUAAGAAAACGUUUGGGAGUGUAAUCACCUUAUGGUAGGUGGAACUUGUACGUUUGUUCAUGCUGCCAUCUAACAUAUUAACGCAAACCUGUCGGCCAUUUUAAAAUUAAAGUCCCUCCUAAGAGCGUAUACCACAAGGUGCUGCUGGAAUACCCUAUUGUGUGUACCUCUCUGGUUUAGUUUGACUUAAUUACAAGAACUCCAACUUCUGGAUUUUGUGACACCUACCUUCACCUUCUACGUUAUGGCCAAUGUAUGGUUGGGUGUCAGUUAGGCAUGGCUUAGCCCAGAAUUUAGGAUAGUUUUAGGGUUUGCUUUAACUUUUCCCAAAAAUUCCCCGGUGUUCCUAGCACCUUAUAUAGCACUCUUCCACUGUUCAAAUAGUUGUUCCUGUCCCCCUCCAUGCUUGUGUCAUGCUCAGCCUGUCCUAAAAGUGUCAGCAGCCUAACAUACGUUUUGGGAUUUCAAGUGGUUUACCGGGAUCAUGCCUACGGCCAUUUUUUAUUUUUUUUGCCAAUCGGUCGGCUUUUUUUGUAAAAAAGCUAAUUAGUCGCUGGAUUGCUUUUACAGGCGGUGAGAGGGGUGUCCCUCCAGGAUCUCCGUCCCACCGGAGAAAACGGAACUGAAGCUGGCAGUUUUGCCGCCUUCGCACAGAGCCCAUGGAGGACCAGAAGGUCUCCAAUGGGCUCUUUGGUAUAGGAAACUAGAAGCGACAAGGAUCGGAAGGUCUCCAAUGGGCUCUAUGGUAUAGGAAACUGGAAGCGACUAGUACUGUCAUCGCGUAGGGAUUGUAAAAAAGCUAAUUAGCCGCUGGAUUGCUUUUACAGGCCAUGAGAUUGUUGUCCCUCCGGAGGGCCCCGGAACUGAAGCUGGCGGUUUCGGCACCUUACCACAGAGCCCUUGGGGGACCGGAAGGUCUCCAGUAAGCUCUAUGGUAUAGGAAACUAGAGGCGACCAGGACCAAGAAGGUCUCCAAUGGGCUCUAUGGUAUAGGAAACUAGAAGCGAUAAAAACCAGAAGGUCUCCAAUGGGCUCUAUGGUAUAGGAAGCUAGAAGCAAUAAGAACCAGAAGGUCUCCAAUGGGCUCCAUGGUAUAGGAAACUAGAAGUGACGAGGACCGGAAGGUCUCCAAUGGGCUUUAUGGUAUAGCAAACUAGAAGCUACAAGGACCAGAAGGUCUCCAAUGGGCUCUAUGGUAUAGGAAACUAGAAGCGAUAAAAACCAGAAGGUCUCCAAUGGGCUCCAUGGUAUAGGAAACUAGAAGCGAUGAGGACCGGAAGGUCUCCAAUGGGCUUUAUGGUAUAGCAAACUAGAAGCUACGAGGACCAGAAGGUCUCCAAUGGGCUCUAUGGUAUAGGAAACUAGAAGCGAUAAAAACCAGAAGGUCUCCAAUGGGCUUUAUGGUAUAGGAAACUAGAAGCGACGAGGACCGGAUAGUCUCCAAUGGGCUUUAUGGUAUAGCAAACUAGAAGCUACGAGGACCAGAAGGUCUCCAAUGGGCUCUAUGGUAUAGGAAACUAGAAGCGAAAAAAAAACCAGAAGGUCUCCAAUGGGCUUUAUGGUAUAGGAAACUAGAAGCGAUAAGAACCAGAAGGUCUCCAAUGGGCUCCAUGGUAUAGGAAACUAGAAGCAACGAGGAUCGGAAGGUCUCCAAUGGGCUUUAUGGUAUAGGAAACUAGAAGCGAUAAGAACCAGAAGGUCUCCAAUGAGCUCUAUGGUAUAGGAAACUAGAAGCGACGAGGACCAGAAGGUCUCCAAUGGGCUUCAUGGUAUAGGAAACUAGAAGCGACGAGGACCAAAAGGUCUCCAAUGGGCUCUAUGGUAUAGGAAACUAGAAGC